Dioszegia hungarica is the source of this 993-nucleotide messenger RNA. RefSeq lists its product as uncharacterized. Bases 1 to 993 code for a protein of 330 amino acids. NCBI's taxonomy places the organism in Eukaryota, Fungi, Basidiomycota, Tremellomycetes, Tremellales, Bulleribasidiaceae. The record is from RefSeq and is a predicted model, not a curated record. The transcript has a single exon.
AUGUCAACCUCACUCGAAGAGGACCGGUGGGCCCACAUGACGAGCACGUUCUCUGUCAUGGUCCCGACAUCCUCUACUCCCUCAGUCGGAGUCCACGUCGACUACUACCGUCCCAGCAAACCCGGGGUGCGCGGGAUCAGCGACUGUCGAGUUGCUGUAAAGUGGCCGGCAGGCACAUCGAAGGAAACGAUGGACCGAUCUCACCCCGUCUGGAAGCAGCUUCUCACGGAUCUCAUACACCACUACAAACAGCCGGUACCGUGGGGUAUUCGAUUCAAACCGGCUCUUGAGAGCUAUCUGAAAGACCAUGGGUUCAGCGAAGCAUACCGCAUCAAAAGAUUGAAUGGAAAUUCCAAAAAAGGGGAGAUCACGGAAUGGAAGGAAGAGGACGUCAUCGCUGCGGAACGAUCCACGAUGUACCCGGACGAGGUGACCAACCUUCCGCGCUGGACCUUCUUCGAGGUCAUCAAUGUCAUUCAGGGUACUGACGGCAGCCUCGUCGACUUCGGCAUAUCGAUCAGCCAACCACUGCAGGAACAGAUUCCGCAACAGCCCGCACAUACCACCCAGAUGACAUCGACCGAGCGAGACGUCUACGCGCUUUACGAUACCAUCGAUGAUGCCGCAGGCAGGUUGGGGAUCAAGUCUUUGCUUCUGGACUGGGACGGCCCUCGGCCGGAAGACGAUGCAAGCGCCCAAGCUGCCAUCAAGGACCUCUUCUUCCGCGUGCAUCGAGUCCUGAGCUCGAAACUCAGAUCGACCGAACAGCGGGAAUAUGCGCUUGACCUCUGCACGGCUGGGACAAGUGCGAAGAAAGAGCAGUUGCCGCGUUACACAUACACAGUCAAGAUAGCGGAUGAGAUGACAGAGGCGGAGAUGGAGGAACUUUACGAGGGGCGCACGCCGGCAAUGGACUAUUUGAAGAUGUCUGACGAGCUUCUUGAGGAGUUUGAACGAGGUGGUCUAGGAGCGGUCACUGUCAGAGAACUUUGA